AUGCGAAGGAUUAGAUUCUCUGUAAAAUUUACUGUUGUUAUAAUUCUUGUUGUGAUCAUAACAACUACAUCUGCUCGUAAAUUGUUAUCAAAACGACAACAAUCAAGACAAACAGAACAACGUAUUGAUUGUUUUCCUGAAGCUGAAUCACGAUUUUCAGGUUAUUCAAAACAAUCAUGUUUAGAUAGAAAUUGUUUAUUUGAUGAUGGAGUUGCUCCUGGUAUUACACAAUGCUAUUUAUCACCAAACUAUGGUUAUAUAUUACAAGGUUCUCCAGAACAAAUAAAUAAUGGUUUAAAAUUAAAAUUAAAACGAAAUUCAGCAGUAGGUAGUAUGUUUCAACAACCUAUCGAAAAUGUUUUACUUGAAGUUCAAUAUUAUACUAACGAUAUUAUCAGAUUUAAAUUAUACGAUGCUGACAAAAAACGAUAUGAAGUACCAAUACCAUUGUCAUCUGCUUCCGAUCAAGUAUCUUCCCCACAAUAUGAAUUUGGCUAUUCGUCGGAUAGUUCACAUGAUAAUAUUCUUUCAUUUUCAAUAAAACGUCGAAUUGAUAAAGCAGUUUUAUUUGAUACAUCACUCGGUGGUCUUGUUUUGAACGAUCAAUUUCUUCAAAUAGUUACUCGACUUCAAUCACCACAUGUUUAUGGUUUUGGUGAAAAUAAUCAUGAUACACUUAAACAUAAUGUUCAAGAGAAAAAAUCAUGGGGAAUAUUUGCUCGUGAUCAAGGAACAAAUUGGGAUACAAAUUCAAAUCAUUAUGGUACUCAACCAUUUUAUCUUGUUAUGGAGCAAUUAAUGAAUUCUAAUCAAGCUCCAUCUGGUCGUAUGCAUGGUGUUCUUUUACUUAAUUCAAAUGCUAUGGAUUAUUCAUUUGAUAAAACACCUUCAGUAACUAUUCGAACCAUUGGUGGUAUUUUAGAUUUUUUUGUUUUUCUUGGUCCAACACCAGAACAAGUUGUUCAACAAUAUACAUGGCUUGUUGGUCGUUCAAUAUUACCACCAUAUUGGUCAUUUGGUUUUCAACUUUCACGUUGGGGAUAUUCUAAUUUAACUCAUAUGCAAAAUAUUGUUAAACGAAAUCGAGAUGCUGGUAUUCCACUUGAUGUUCAAUAUGCUGAUAUUGAUUAUAUGGAGGCUGCAAAAGAUUUUACAAUUGAUCCAAUUAAUUAUAAAGGUUUAAAAGAAUAUUUUGCUCAAUUAAAUAGUGAAGGUGUACGAACAAUUAUUAUUUUGGAUCCGGGUACAAUUGAUGAUCAAAUAUAUUAUACACCAACUAUUGAUGGUAUGAGAGAAAAUGUUUUUGUUAAAUCAGAUGAUGGACAAACACCAAUGAAAGGUUCAUGUUGGCCAGGUGAUGUCUUUUUUCCAGAUUUCUUUACUAAACGAGCACAAGAUUGGUGGUCAAGAUUAAUUAAAGAUUUUCAUCGUGUUAAUGUAUCAUUUGAUGGACUUUGGAUUGAUAUGAAUGAACCUGCUUUAUUUGAUACAAAUGAAGCAAUACCAUGGAAUUGGAUGGAUACAGGAAGUAAUUAUACAUUGAAAUGUAGUUCAAAUCAAUGGGAUGAUCCACCCUAUCGUCCCAAAGCUGUAUAUCGUUGGGAUCAAAAACUUGCACGAGCAAGUCGUUUAUCAGAUCAUACUUUAUGUAUGACAGCAUUACAAGGUGAAAUUGAUUCAGAAACAAAUAAACCAAAAUAUCGUCAUUAUGAUGUUCAUAGUCUUUAUGGAUGGAGUCAAACAAAACCAACAUUAGAUGUUAUGAGAGAAAUAACUGGUAAACGAAGUUUAGUUUUACCACGUUCUACAUUUGUUGGUUCUGGUCAAUGGUCUGGUCAUUGGCUUGGAGAUAAUGAAGCAACAUGGCAUGAAAUGAAAAGAUCUUUAAUUGGUAUGGUAGAAUUUAAUUGGUUUGGUAUACCAUUUAAUGGUGCAGAUAUUUGUGGUUUUGAUAAAACACCUUCAGAAGAAAUGUGUAUUCGUUGGAUGCAAGUCGGAGCUUUUUAUCCAUUUUCUCGAAAUCAUAAUAUAUGGAAAACACCAGAUCAAGAUCCAGCUGCUUGGUCAUCAUCAGCUGUUUCAACAAUGAUUACAGCACUUCGUAUUCGUUAUACAUUACUUCCAUAUUAUUAUACAUUAUUUUAUAAAUCACAUACACAAGGUUCAACUGUAAUUCGACCAUUAUUUCAUGAAUAUCCAACUGAUAAAACAACAUUAGAUAUAUUUCUUCAAUUUUUAAUUGGACCUCAUAUAAUGAUAGCUCCAGUUACAGAUGAUGGUGCAAGACAAGUUCAAGUUUAUAUUCCAUCUUCACAUUGGUAUAAUUAUUAUUCAGGUGUACGAAUUUCAUCUCAAAAACAAUUUAUUACAUUAUCAGCACCAUUAAAUACAAUUCCAAUUUUAUUACGAGGUGGAGCUAUUAUUCCAACACAAGAAUUUGCUAAUAAUACAAGAUAUUCGAGAGAAAAACCAUUUGGUUUAAUAAUUGUUUUAAAUGCUAAUGGUAAUGCUGAAGGAGAUCUUUUUUAUGAUGAUGGUGAAUCAAUUGAUACAAUUGGUUCAAAAUCAUAUUAUUAUGCAACAUAUAAAUGGUCAACAUCAGAAAAUCGAUUAAUAAUAAAUGUUGUUGAAAAUAAUUAUCCACAAAUGUCAAAUUUAAUAUUAGAUUCAUUAACUAUUUAUGGAUUAGAUUAUACUCCAACUGCAUUUUAUCUUAAUGAUCAACAAUUUCAACCAAAAACAAGACCAAAUACACAAAUUAUUGAUGUGCCUGCUUUACAUUUACCUAUGAGUCAAAGUCUUACAUUAAUAUGGGCAACAACAGGAACACCAAUUAUUGAACCACCACCAGCUGUUAUAACUGAACCUAAAUAUAGAGUAGAUUGUUAUCCGGAUUUAGGUAAAUAUAAACAUUUAUGUGCUAUAAGUAAUGCUUGUGAAGCUCGUGGAUGUACUUGGAAUGUUGCAAGUGAAGCUGGUUAUCCAUCUUGUUAUAUACCAAAAGAAAAAGGUGGAUAUGGUCAACAUGAUACACCAACACAUUUAACAGAUGCUGUUACAUCUUAUUCAUUAUCACGUUUAUCAACAAAACCUCUUCGUGAUCGAGCAAAUCCACAUAGUCAUAUUCAAUUGAAUGAAUCAAUAUCAAAUGUAAAACAACUUGUAACAACUCAAUCAAAUGAAUUUUCAUUAUAUGGUGAAGAUAUUGAUCAUUUAAAUGUUCAAGUAAGUGUAUCAGGUCCUGAUAUGAUACGUUUAACAAUUCGUGAUGCUGAUAAACAACGUUAUGAAGUUCCUGUACCAAUACGAUGGCAAGCAUCAUUACCAUCAUCAUCUAUUAAAACUAAAAUAAAAUUUGAAAUGACAAAAACAACAAAUGAACAAAUUGGUUUUCGUGUUAAACGUACAGAUACACAAUCAAUUAUAUUUGAUACAUCAUUUUUUGCUGAAGGUUUUAUUUAUGAUAAUAAAUAUAUUCAAUUAAUAACAACAAUUCCAUCAAGAAAUGUUUAUGGUUUUGGUGAAAAUACUCAUCCAACAUUUCGACAUAUUCUUCAAAAUUCAGCUCGUUAUGGUAUAUUUGCUCGUGAUCAACCACCACAAGGAAAAAAUGAAAAUUUAUAUGGUACACAACCAUUUUAUAUUGCUAUUGAAGAUGAUGGACAAACAUUUGGUAUUUUAAUAUUUAAUUCAAAUGCACAAGAUUAUAAAUUAGAUGAAUUUGAAGAUAAUCAAUCUAUGCUUACAUAUAGAACACUUGGAGGUAUAUUAGAUAUAAUAUUUUUUGCUGGACCACGUCCCGAAGAUGUUAUUAGACAAUAUCAAACUGUUAUUGGUCAUCCUUAUAUGCCACCAUAUUGGGCAUUAGGUUUUCAACUUUGUCGUUAUGGUUAUGAUACACUUGAGAAUAUGCGUGCAGCUAUGCAAAGAACUUUAGAUGGACAUAUUCCACUUGAUGUUAUGUAUGGUGAUAUUGAUUAUUUUCGAAAUCAACUUGAUUUUACUUGGGAUCCAAUUCGUUUUAAUGGUUUACCUGAAUAUGUUGAUUGGUUACAUACACAAGGAAUGAGAUUUAUUACAAUUCUUGAUCCAGCUAUUGAUUCUGAAGAACCAAAUUAUGAUGUUUUUAUAGAAGGACAAAAAGAUGAUAUUUGGGUUAAAUGGCCUCAAAAUAAAAAUCUUCAAUUUAAUGAAACAAAAAAUAGAAAUAUGGUUGGAUAUGUAUGGCCUAUUGGUAAGACAGUAUUUCCUGAUUAUUUCUAUCCUCCAGCUAAAGAAUGGUGGAAAAAUCAAAUAUUAAAUUAUUAUAAAAAACUUAAAUUUGAUGGUUUAUGGAUUGAUAUGAAUGAACCAGCUAAUUUCGAUACAAAUAAAUUACAACCAUGGAAUUGGCCACAUCCUACACCAUGGAAUCUUCAUUGUCCACUUGAUGAACCUUUAGAAUCUCCUCAAUAUAAAACUGUUAUAUUUGGUGAUUAUUUAUCCGAUAAAACUCUUUGUAUGAUUGGUGAACAAAGUGAUGGUCGAGGAAAAAUUUAUAAACAAUAUGAUGUACAUAAUUUAUAUGGAUGGUCAGAAACAGUUGCAACAUUACCAGCAGCUCGUGCAACAGAUAAUAAACGUUCAUUAGUUAUAAGUCGUUCAACAUUUCCAACAUCAGGUUCAUAUUCUGGUCAUUGGUUAGGUGAUAAUACAGCAGCAUGGUCACAUUUGAAAUAUAAUAUAAUUGGAAUGCUUGAAUUUAAUUUAUUUGGUAUACCAUAUGUUGGUGCUGAUAUUUGUGGUUUUGAAGGAAAUACAACAGAAGAAAUGUGUCAACGUUGGAUGCAAUUAGGUGCAUUUAAUCCAUUUUUUCGUAAUCAUAAUGGUUUAAGAUAUACUGAUCAAGAUCCAGGAAAUUUUCCAUCACAUAUUGUUCAAUCAAAUCGUCAUGUUGUUGAAACACGUUAUACAUUAAUACCAUAUUUAUAUACACUUUUUCAUCGUGUACAUAUAUCAGGUGGAACUGUUGUUCGUUCAAUGGCACAUGAAUUUCCAACAAAUCCAUCAUGUUGGCCAUUAGAUGAACAAUUUUUAUGGGGUUCAUAUUUAUUAAUAGCUCCAGUUAUUUAUGAAGGUCAUACAACAAAAAAUGUUUAUUUACCAACAAAUGAACGAUGGUUUAAUUAUUAUACAGGUAAUGAAAUAAAAAUACUUGGUUUAAUUACUGAACAAGCACCAAGAGAAUAUGUUCCAUUAUAUUUACGUGGUGGUUCAAUUAUACCUCAUCAACAAUCAGCUAUGAAUACUGUUUUAUCACGUCGAAAACCAUUUUAUUUAUAUAUUGCUCUUGAUAAAAAUCAAAGAGCACAAGGUGAUAUGUUUUGGGAUGAUGGAGAAUCAAUUGAUACAUAUGAAACAUCACAUUAUAAUUAUUUUAUAUUUAAUUAUGAUGCACAACGUUUAACAAUUGAACCAUGGACAUUUAAAUAUCCAGAAAUGGAUAAUAAAUUAGAAGAUAUUAUCAUAUAUGGUAUAACAAAACAACCAACAAGAAUUAUUUUGAAUGGAUUAGAUUUAUCAACAGACAAAUGGACAUUUGAUACAAAUACAAAUAUUCUAAAUUUAAAAACAUUAUCUUUGAAUUUAUCUAAAACACAUAAAUUUGUUUUUGUUUAA
Rotaria sp. Silwood1 is the source of this 5658-nucleotide messenger RNA. NCBI's taxonomy places the organism in Eukaryota, Metazoa, Rotifera, Eurotatoria, Philodinida, Philodinidae. The record is from the annotation of a GenBank genome assembly.